AUGAGACUUCGCCACCCCGAGACGGGACUAUGGCUCCUCGAAGAUGACGACUUCGUUGCAUGGAUUGACGGACGAAGUCCUAAGCUUUGGCUUACCGGCAUUCCUGGGGCGGGAAAAACGGUUAUAGCAUCUGUCAUCAUCGAAGAAGCGUGGAAGCAUGUCCAGAUCGGCAAAAUCGCAGUUGCGUAUUUCUAUUGCGACUACAAAGAGAAAAACAGCCAAGAUCCCACCAAGAUCCUCGGUUCCAUUGCCACGCAGCUCGCUCAGCAAAGCUUAGAAGCGUUUGAGCUACUCCGGAACCUCUACAAAGAAUGCCACCCCACAUCCCGUAUGCCAAGGUCUCCAGAGGCCUCUAUGUUGGUCACUGCCGUUCAAAAAAUGUGUGGAUUCUUCGACGACGUUUAUCUCAUCGUUGAUGGGUUGGACGAGUGCGGAGAUCACACACGCGAAGUUACCAGCUUACUCCGCCAGACAGACCAGCUCACUAAGAGCGGCAAAAGGGUGAAAGUUUCCCUGCUCUCAAGGUCGGAAGAGGUGAUUAGACAGCAACUGGAGACAGAUUUUGUUCAUGUCCAGAUUGCUGCUCGCAGCGAAGAUUUGAGGCUGUACGUUGCGGCUGAAAUGGAAAAUCGUAUCAUCGAUGGAAGGUUGGACUUAAGCAGUGCGAGUUUGAAAGAUGAGAUCUUGAAGGCCUUGGUUGAAGGUGCAGAUGGCAUGUUCCGCUGGGUAGCCUGCCAAAUGGACUACCUUUCCGAGCAAACAAACGAAUAUGACAUGCGAAGCGCGCUUAAGUCCUUACCUCCCAGUCUGGAUGCAAGCUACCACAGAAUCCUGGAGACAAUUAAUACUCGCUCCGCUCAGAUACAGACACUUGUCCAGAGGACGCUGCGAUGGCUCAUCUAUACCCAAGACAUACUAGGCGAGACUGAACUCCGUGUGGCUGUUUCAAUUUCGGAGGACAUGACUCAGGACGAUCCAACGCGGCAACCAACGAUUAGAGCCAUCAUGACCCAUUGUAGCAGCCUUGUCAGGAGGUCUUCAGACACAGCUCGUCUCGAGCUUGCCCAUUUUACCGUCAAAGAAUUCCUUACGACAGAGGCAAAGCUAGACAUUCCAGAUCUGGCUCCUUACAUCUUCACGAAAAAAGCUAGCAUGCUUGAAUUGGCCAAGGUGUGUGUAACAUACGCAACCUUCCCGGAGUUUGAUCAUCCCCUGUUCGGAGACUACGACCAAUGGCUAGCUUGGAUCGAUCAAUAUCCCUUCAGGAGAUUUGCCAUUGAGCACCUAGUUGAGUAUGCAGAGGAGCAAUGGUCAGAUCCUUUCAUCUUCGGUAAGAUGAAACAACUUUUCGGACCUCCAAACAACAUGCACUUUCUCCGGUUCGCGCAAGAUUACAUGCUCCUGGAGCUUGCAUACGCGUACCCAAGAACAGAUAGGAGAUUUCAACAAAUAUUACGCGCAUCGCGAGCAGUGAAAGAGUUGUAUUUGGCUGUUUCCUUUGAGAAUGCGCCUUUGUGCAACUGGCUCAUUGAGGGCGGAUGCUCGGUUAAUGACGUCAGUUUUCUCGGCUCACCGUUGCACUGGGUACUGUUGCAGGAACAGACUGUUGAGUUCCGAGUGUGGAGAGAGCUUGCCAACAAUCCAGACAACCCGAUACUGAGGAUUAACUCGAGGACUUUGGACGUGCUGAGUACCAUAGUCAAGGCGGGCGCAAAUGGUAAAUGCUGCUUCGUCGAUGCAGACAUAACCGAGCACUCGCUUCUGGCUCUAGUCCGAAACCCAUAUCAGGAGAAAUCUCGGGUCAAUGAAGUUGUUAGACUGCUGCUAUUAGCAGGGGCGCAGGCGGACGAAGAAUUCCUCGAAAUUAUGGACGAGGCCAAGCUGGUGAAUGUAAACUCAACAACACCCGAGCGUGGCGAGACUGCUCUGCACGUGGCAGUUGAGCAAGGGUCAAGCUCAUCAGCUAGGCACCUGCUGGACUACGGUGCUGAAAUCCAGACGAUCGGAAUGUUGAGGGAUGCACCAUCUACCACCUCGCAGCAAGACAAGGCAAUAUUGACGUCCUUCGCAUAUUACUGA
Molecule: messenger RNA, 2079 nt
Organism: Lasiodiplodia theobromae
Lineage: Eukaryota; Fungi; Ascomycota; Dothideomycetes; Botryosphaeriales; Botryosphaeriaceae
Exons: 4
Coding region: 1-2079 (692 amino acids)
Molecular function (GO): protein binding
Source: RefSeq, a predicted model, not a curated record